GCCACUCACUGGUGAAAAACCGCGCUGAGUGCCAGCGGCGUCCCGGUGAUUUCUAGGGCCGGUUCUGCUCUAAAGCAGCCAGGACCCCUGUAAAUAACGCGAAUACGUGGUGAUGAGUGCCUGCCGCGGUAGCGGCGGCCCCGGGCAUUUUGCGAAUGCAAAGAGAAGAUUGACCCUGCUGGGAGGUUGUAGGACAGAACCCAACUCGUACCUUGCCUGAAGGAAGACCGCUAAGAAUUGGCCUUGCUUUGUUUUGGGUUUUGUACCCUUUGGAACAGAUGACCACCAUGUUUAGGUAUUAGCAAGCACAUGUGUGUAUGUCUGCGUGUGAAAAUGGCAGAGGGCAAUAACAACGAGGAGGUAAUUCACUUCAACUUUCACUGCCACCAGAGACAAGACUGGAUCAAUCUCAGAGAGGGACCCAUCACCAUAUCUGAUGACUCAGAUGAGGAAGGGGUUCCAAUGCUGGUCACCCCAGCUCCUCACCCACAUGAUGAAGACCUGGAUGAUGAUGUCAUCCUGACGGAAACAAGUAAACCUCAGACCUCACGACCCAAUCUCAUCAAACCAGCUGCUCAGUGGCAAGAUCUCAAAAGUUUGGGAGAAGAAAGGCCUAAAAAGUCUAGCGCAGCCUUUGACUCAAAUAAAAGCAGCUAUUUUUCAGUGUAUAACAGUUCAUUGUUUGAUUCUGGGGCACAGGAUGAUUCUGAGGAUGACUACGGUGAAUUUCUGCAUCUUGGGCCUCCUGGAGUCUCUGAAUUCAUUAAGUCAAAUGGCCAAACAGAAAGAGAACCCAAGCCUGGCCCAAGUCAUAAUGCAGCAGCACAUGAUAUUGUCAACCCCAGAUCAGGGCCAAAAAUCUUUAUCUGGGAAGAAAAUGGCCUGCUUUAUCCAGAAAGCGAUCCUUUGGACACUCAGAACCAGUCAUCUGAAGACUCAGAGACAGAGCUGUUAUCAAACCUUGGAGAUCCGACUGCUGUCCUAGAUGACCAGACCAUCGAAGACGACUACUGGUUAGACCAUCCUUACUUCCAGUCUCUAAACCAGCAGCCCCGUGAAAUAACAAACCAGGUUGUUCCUCAGGAGCGGCAGCCUGAAGGAGAACUGGGCCCCUUGUUGUAUCAGCAUGAACCCCCAGGGCUGGCUUUCCCAAGGCCGGCUUUUCCAAGACCAGAAGCCCAGCAGGAUGGGAUUCCAGGCCCCUCUUCUCCUCAGCCUGCCCAUCCUCUAGGAGAGCUUGAAGACCAACAAUUAGCAAUAGAUGAGGACGAGCCAGGUCCAGCCUUUCCACUGCAAGGAUCUCAGGAGCCCAACUUGGAAAACCUUUGGGGCCAAGAAGCUCCUGAGGUAGAUCAAGAAGUCGUUGCACUAUUAGUGAAAGAAACAGAAGCAAGAUUUCCAGAUGUAGCACAUGGAUAUAUUGAGGAAAUAAUUCAUUUGAAGAAUUAUUAUGAUUUGAAUGUACUUUGUAAUUUUCUUCUGGAAAAUCCAGAUUAUCCAAAGAGAGAAGACCGAGUGGUUAUCAACCCCAGUAGCAGCCUGCUUGCCAGCCAAGAUGAGACAAAGUUGCCUAAGGUAGACUUCUUUGACUAUUCUAAGUUGGCUCCUCUUGACCAGCGCUGCUUCAUCCAAGCUGCGGACCUCCUGAUGGCCGACUUCAAAAUGCUCAGCAGUCAGGACAUCAAAUGGGCCCUGCAUGAGCUCAAAGGACACUAUGCAAUCACCCGAAAGGCCUUUUCUGAUGCCAUUAAAAAAUGGCAGGAACUAUCGCCAGAAGCCAGUGGAAAAAGAAAAAAGAGAAAAGAAAUGAAUCAGUAUUCUUACAUAGAUUUCAAAUUCGAACAAGGUGACAUAAAGAUAGAAAAGAGGAUGUUCUUUCUGGAAAAUAAGCGGCGACACUGUAGAUCCUAUGACCGACGCACCCUCCUUCCAGCUGUGCAGCAAGAGCAGGAGUUCUAUGAACAGAAAAUCAAGGAGAUGGCAGAGCAUGAAGACUUUUUGCUUGCUCUGCAGAUGAAUGAAGAACAAUACCAAAAGGACGGCCAGCUGAUCGAGUGCCGCUGCUGCUACGGGGAGUUUCCAUUUGAGGAACUGACACAGUGUGCAGAUGCCCACUUGUUCUGCAAAGAGUGUCUCAUCAGAUACGCCCAGGAGGCUGUCUUUGGAUCUGGAAAGUCAGAGCUUAGCUGCAUGGAAGGCAGCUGCACCUGUUCAUUCCCAACCAGCGAACUGGAGAAGGUGCUUCCCCAGACCAUCCUGUAUAAAUACUAUGAGCGCAAAGCCGAAGAAGAAGUUGCUGCCGCCUAUGCUGAUGAGCUUGUCAGGUGCCCCUCCUGUAGCUUUCCUGCUCUGUUAGACAGUGAUGUGAAGAGGUUCAGUUGUCCCAAUCCUCGCUGCCGAAAGGAAACCUGUAGGAAGUGUCAGGGACUCUGGAAAGAGCACAGUGGCCUCACUUGUGAACAGCUGGCUGAAAAAGAUGACAUCAAGUACCGAACAUCUAUUGAAGAAAAAAUGACUGCUGCCCGCAUUAGAAAAUGUCACAAAUGUGGGACCGGCCUCAUCAAAUCCGAAGGCUGUAACCGCAUGUCUUGCCGCUGCGGUGCCCAAAUGUGCUACCUCUGUCGAGUAUCUAUCAAUGGGUAUGACCAUUUCUGCCAGCAUCCUCGUUCUCCAGGAGCUCCCUGCCAAGAGUGUUCAAGAUGUUCUCUCUGGACCGACCCUACUGAAGAUGACGAGAAGCUAAUUGAGGAAAUCCAGAAGGAGGCCGAAGAGGAACAGAAAAGAAAGAACGGAGAGAACACUUUCAAACGCAUCGGUCCCCCCUUGGAGAAGCUUCCGGAGAAGGUCCAGAGGGUGGAGGCCCUGCCGCGGCCUGUCCCACAGAACCUGCGCCAGCCGCAGAUCGCCCCCUAUGCCUUUGUGCACCCGCCCUUCCCCCUGCCGCCCGUCCGGCCCAUGUUCAACAACUUUCCCCUCAACAUGGGCCCCAUCCCGGCGCCCUACGUGCCGCCUCUGCCCAAUGUGCGUGUCAACUACGACUUUGCCCCCGUCCACCUGCCCCUGGAACACAACUUGCCCAUGCACUUUGGCCCCCAGCCACGGCAUCGCUUCUGACGCCUGAGCCCUGGCCCUCCGGGGAGCCCUACUGAGCCGUAUGGGGCAGGGGUUGGCUAGAGCCCCCUGGACCCCCAGGGCCAGUGGCUCUGCCCAUGCCUUCUAGGUAGGGAUGGUGGGCUUGGCUCCUAACGGCUAUGCUGGCCUUCCCAGUCCUCCCCGGGAAGGGCCACUGCCCCUUGAAGAGUGGCCGGCGGCUGCGAUAGCUGGGCAAGAUAGGGGGCAGCAAUAUCCACUUCCUGAAGAGUUGUCUGCCAUCCUAGCUUGCCAGUGCAGUGGCCCUGGCCACAGUGUAGCCCAUCUCUACUCUGUCACCCAUGUCCCUGCAGAAAGAGACAAAGGAAACGUUUGCCUCCAUCCCUUCCCCCGCAGACAACAGAAUUCUCUCAGUUACAAACCACGUAGGCCUUCCUUACUGCUGCACAGUCUCCUCCGUACUGAAGCUGAAGCAAGUACGGAAGAGUGCCCUUGGGAGAGAGCUGAGGCCGGACCGAGUCUCGAGGGCCAGUGCUCCUGUCCCCUCGUCCUGAGGCCCACCUCAAGUUAGGGGUGCUCUGCUGUUCCAAGGCAGCUGGUCCCCAUGAAGAGGAGGCAGAGUGGUGUUUACAGGCCCAGGAGCAGGGUGGGGAGGGCACAGCCCAUGUCCCUCACACCCAGGACCCCAGGCCACCACCCUGGUGACUGUUCAGGAGUCUGUUCUCUUCCCGCUCCGCCCACUCACAUGAGACCACAGAGAGACCACCUUGUGCUAUGGGUUGUUUCAUAGUUUUAUCUGAAGAAAUGUUACCUGUUCACUCACUUUGAACUUACCCAGUUUUCUGUGACCCACUGGACUCUCCUUCAGUCUGGAAAGUCAAAGAAAUAUGUUACCCCAAGUUAGGCAGCCUGUGUGGUCGUGAUGGUUCUGGAACUUUUGCCAAACAGAUCCUCUUGAGGCAGCUGUGACGGUCCUGAUGGCUCUCCCAAGCAGCCCAAUUACUGGGGAGCCUUCUCUGCCAUCAACCAGGCAGUGAACAACUCCCCAAAGGUUUGGUGGGGGCAGUGGUUUUCCCCAACGGGACAGAUGACCCAGACUACUCAGCGCCCACCCAGAAGCUGCCCUUUCCCGAGAUUAGUUAAGUCUAGCUCUGGGUCUGCUCGGGGUCCCUGCCUGGUCCACUCCCUUUUCCUGUCCAUCCCCGCCCAGGUUUUGAGUGGCACCUGAAGCAUCGCCCCACCCACCUUUGGUAAGUUACACGCCAGCCUGUGUGGAGCUGAGGCCUCAGCUGAGACAGCUGCCUGGCUCCAUGUGUUGGCCUUUGUUCCUGUUGCUGUAUCUGAUGAUGGGGGUUCCCAGAAGUUCAGGGCGUGCCCAUAGGCCUCAGAGAUGAGGGUGGGCUGCUGGCCCAUCACAGACCUUGUCCCGCCCUCCUGCAGCCAGGGGCCUGCUCCCCUACUCAGCGCUGUCGGGACUAAGUGUCAUACUGUGUAGUCACCUGCUGCCACUGGCUUCUCACAUGCAUUUCAAGGAUUAAAAUGGGGUAAAUCUGCUAAGUUGCCCUUUCUUGCUGCCUUUCCUCCAGAUGAGGGCUUUGCAGGCAGGCACAUCAUCUGGACAUGGGGUAGGGCCCAUGAGGACAGUGUUCACCCCACCCUUCUAGGCUGCCUUAGUGGAUUCCUUCCACCUCUGCCUCACAGCCCUGGCAUGCCGCUCCAGGGAGGGCCCAGGACAGCUGCAAGGACACCCCCAGCGGAUGGCAUGCCCGUCACUGCCAUGCAGCUAGUCCUCCAGAAUUGGGAAUGGUAACGGUCCCCCUGACACAGGAGGGAGACCAGACUAAUGAUUUCCCCCAAGGCCAAACCAAGGGUUUGUCCUUUGAGCAGCAUUCUGGCUUUUGUAGACCCAUGUGGUUGCCUUCCUGAACCUUGGGCACCUGACUCCAGACUGGCUCACAGGUCUGUGGGUGUAGCAGAGUCGCUGUUUUGGAGAGGUCACUGCUGUGGGUUCUGAC
Messenger RNA from Rhinolophus ferrumequinum (greater horseshoe bat), 5105 nucleotides. It is a transcript of the gene RNF216, whose product is annotated as ring finger protein 216. NCBI's taxonomy places the organism in Eukaryota, Metazoa, Chordata, Mammalia, Chiroptera, Rhinolophidae. Gene Ontology annotation, molecular function: zinc ion binding. The record is from RefSeq and is a predicted model, not a curated record. Bases 310 to 3114 code for a protein of 934 amino acids. The transcript has 17 exons.